Sinocyclocheilus rhinocerous is the source of this 430-nucleotide messenger RNA. RefSeq names its product V-type proton ATPase subunit S1-like. NCBI's taxonomy places the organism in Eukaryota, Metazoa, Chordata, Actinopteri, Cypriniformes, Cyprinidae. Gene Ontology annotation, cellular component: proton-transporting V-type ATPase complex. The record is from RefSeq and is a predicted model, not a curated record. The transcript has 2 exons. Bases 6 to 239 code for a protein of 77 amino acids. Gene Ontology annotation, molecular function: ATPase activator activity.
AAGACAUGAACGUCUUGGAUGACAUUGGGAUCCAGGGCUUUAAUGUGGCUGGGAAGGAUUUCUCUUACGCCAGUGACUGUGCUAGUUUCUUCACUCCUGGUAUCUGGAUGGGGCUUGUCACAUCUCUUCUCAUGGUGCUGGUUCUCACUUACGGCCUGCACAUGAUCAUGCAGCUGCGCACCAUGGACCGCUUUGAUGACCCCAAGGGUCCUGCCAUCUCUGUUCCCCAGACGGAGUAAAAGACACAGAGCCAGUUUCCUUUCUCAUCCUCACAUCACUAGUGUUUACUUUGGUUAUUGAUUUUGCAAGUGUUAAUUUCUUGUUAUUACAUGUCAUUGGGGUGCUGCUGUUUUUUUGUCAUUCCUUUAAUGGCAUGUUCAUGGUUGAAUUUCAGGAAUACAUGUCUAGAUAAUAUUUGAACAAAUAAGAU